AUGGAGGCUGAAUUUUACGUGACGAUUCUAACCUGCCUGGUCCUCAGGAGCUUGGAGGGGUUCCAGAUAGUCCAUGUACGUAAACAGCAAUGCCUCUCCAUAAAUCAGAAAGUGAUCAUGGGCUCGUGCGAUGGUACCAGCCAGAACCAACAGUGGCUGUCAACUGAGAACGGGAAGUUCUUCCAUGUUAAAUCUGGACUGUGCCUGGGCAUCUCCAACUCCUCAAGGGGCCCCUUCCAACCAGCAGUCGCCACUCCCUGUGCCCAGGCACCCCGAUGGACCUGCCAUGAUCAAGAAGGUUUCCUUGAGGUGGAAAAUACCUCUCUCUUUCUCAAGAAACAAAACCGUAAAGUAGUGGUCAGGAAAAUCAGUAAAUACCUCGACAGCUGGAUGAAAUUAGACUUCAACAAGGAGGGGAAACUGGUCAAUGAAAGCCUCUGUCUAAAGCAAGCUGGCCUGGGAACAGAAGUCUCAGUGCGGAUUGCUAGAAACUCAGCUACUCCCCAGAUUCCCACUACUUUAAACACGGUCCCAUAUAGCCCAGAACACACUAGGAAUACCACAGAGGCGUUCCUUGGGAGCACGGCAGAGACCUACAGUCAAAGCAGCAGCAAGAGAGACCUCCCCAGUCUGCACACGGCUCGAGCUGCAGACACCACCUGGAGUCCAUCGACCACCCCACCCUUCUCCAGCACCACUUCAGAGACUGGCGUGGCAGAGGUGGCGAAGUGUAACUUCACCGUGUUGGAGUCCAGGGUCUCCAGCUCGGCAGCGUCUAUCCAGUGGAGGACGUUUGGGCCAGCCUGUAACUUUAGCCUCAUCUACAGCAGUGACAACUCAGGGCCCUUGUGGUGCCACCCCUUCCGGACAGACAACACCACCUAUGGAUGUGACCCCAAGGAUUUACAAGCAGGGACCACCUAUAACUUCAGGAUUGUUUCUCUGGAUGGAGAGGAGAGAACUCUGGUCUUACAGACAGAUCUCCUGCCUCCUGCCAGGUUUGAAGUCAACCCUGAGAAGACAGCUUCAACUACCCUGCAGGUCCAGUGGACCCCCUCUUCUGGAAAAGUCACCUGGUAUGAGGUGCAAUUAUUUGAUGAGAACAAUCAAAAGAUACGAGAAGUCCAAGUUCGAGAAAGUACCACAUGGAGCCAAUACACCUUCUUGAACCUCACUGCUGGUAGUAACUACAAAAUCGCCAUCACAGCCGUGUCUGGAGAAAAACGCUCCUCUCCCAUCUAUAUCAAUGGAUCAACAGUGCCAUCUCCAGUGAAAGAUAUUGGCGUUUCCCCCAAUCCUAAUUCUCUCCUCAUUUCCUGGUCUCGUGGUUCUGGGAAUGUGGAGCAAUACAGGCUGAUGCUGAUGGAUAAAGGAACCAUAGUCCAAGACAGGAAGGUGGACAAGCAUGAAACUUCUUACACUUUACAUGGCUUGACCCCUGGCCACCUCUACAACCUCACCAUUGUCACCAUGGCCGCGGGCCUGCAAAACUACCGGUGGAGACUAGUGAGGACAGCUCCGAUGGCGGUCCCAGAUCUGAAGGUCACAAAUGAUGGCAGUUCGACCUCUCUAAAAGUCAAGUGGCAGAAACCUCUUGGAGAUGUAGACUCCUACAACGUUACCCUGUCUCACCAAGGGACCAUCAAGGAAUCCAAAACAUUAGCACCCCGUGUUACUGAAACUCAGUUUACAGACUUAGUUCCUGGGCGGCUUUACCAGGUUACCAUCAUCUGUGUCUCUGGUGAACUGUCUGCUCAGAAGAUGGCAAUGGGCAGAACAGUUCCAGAAAAGGUGAGGAAUCUGGUUUCAUACAAUGAGAUUUGGAUGAAGUCCUUCGCAGUGAACUGGACGCCCCCUGCUGGAGACUGGGAGCACUAUCGUAUCCUGCUCUUCAACGAGUCCUUGGCGCUUCUCAACACCACAGUGGGAAAGGAGGAAACACACUAUGUCAUGGAUGUCCUGGAGCUCAUACCAGGGAGACAGUAUGAGGUGGAAGUCAUCGUUGAGAGUGGAAAUCUGAGGAAUUCUGAGCGCUGCCAAGGCAGGACAGUCCCCCUGGCUGUCCUCCAGCUUCGUGUCAAACACGCUAAUGAGACAUCACUGGGCAUCACGUGGCAGGCCCCUACAGGUGAAUGGGAGAAAUACAUCAUUUCACUGAUGGACAGAGACCUCUUAGUCAUCCACAAAUCGCUCUCCAAGGAUGCCAAAGAAUUCACCUUUACAGACCUGAUGCCUGGACGAAAUUACAAGGCGACCAUCACCAGUAUGAGUGGAGAUUUGAAACAGUCAUCUUCAGUAAAAGGAAGAACAGUGCCUGCCCAAGUGACUGACUUGUACGUCACCAACCAAGGCACGACCAGUAGUCUGCUCACUAACUGGACAAAGGCAUCAGGAGACGUAGAGUUCUACCAACUUUUACUGAUCCAUGAAAAUGUGGUCAUCAAAAACGAGAGUGUCUCCAGUGAGACCAGCAGGUACAGCUUCCGAGCUUUGAAAUCCGGCAGCCUCUACUCGGUGGUGGUGACCACAGUGAGCGGAGGAAUUUCUUCCCGACAGGUGGUGGCAGAAGGAAGAACAGUCCCGUCCAGUGUGAGCGGAGUAACAGUCAGCAACUCUGGCCGUAAUGAUUACCUCAGCGUUUCCUGGCUGCCGGCGCCUGGAGACGUGGAUAACUACGUGGUGAGCCUGUCCCACGACGGCAGGGUGGUUCAGUCCCUCAACAUCGCCAAGACGGUCAGCGAGUGCUCCUUCAGCUCCCUCACUCCGGGCCGCCUCUACAACGUCACCGUAACCAGCAGGAGUGGCGAUUACGCGAGCCGUUCCUUCAGCGAAGAACGGACAGUGCCUGACAAGGUCCAAGGAAUCAGUGUCAGCAACUCAGCCAGGAGCGACUACCUAAAGGUGUCCUGGGUACAUGCCACUGGAGACUUUGAUCACUAUCAAGUUACCAUCAGAAACAAAAACAACCUCAUUCAAACCAAAAUCAUUCCCAAGUCAGAAAACGAGUGUAUAUUUGUUCAGCUCAUCCCUGGACGCCUGUACAGUGUCACUGUCAGUACAAAAAGUGGACAAUAUGAAGCCAGUGAACAAGGGAAUGGGAGAACGAUGCCGGAGCCUGUCAAGAGCCUCACACUCCUCAACAGGAGCACCGAGGAUCUCCACGUGACAUGGUCAAGAGCCAGUGGGGACGUCGACCAGUACGAGGUCCAGCUGCUCUUCAACGACAUGAAAGUCUUUCCACCCAUUCACCUCGUAAACACCGCCACCGAGUACCAGUUCACCGCGCUCACCCCGGGGCGCCAUUACAAAAUCCUUGUCCUGACCGUCAGUGGCGACGUCCAGCAGUCAGCCUUCAUCGAGGGCCUCACCGUUCCCAGUACUGUCAAGAAUGUUCACGUUUCUGCCAACGGAGCCACAGAUAGGUUGAUGGUAACCUGGACCCCAGGCGGGGGAGACAUGGACUCCUACGUGGUGUCAGCAUUCAGGCAGAACGAGAAGGUUGAAUCUCAGACUAUCCCCAAGCACAUCUCUGAGCACGUUUUCCACAGACUGGAAGCCGGAGCCAAAUACAGGAUUGUCAUUGCUUCUGUCAGUGGGUCCCUGAGCAACCAGGUGGACGCGCUCGGGCAGACAGUUCCAGCGUCCGUCCAGGGGGUCGUUGCAGACAAUGCGUACAGCAGUAACUCCCUGACAGUGAGUUGGCAGAAAGCUGUCGGCGUGGCGGAAAGAUACGACAUCCUGCUUCUGAAUGAGAACGGGCUUCUUUUGAGCAACACGUCAGAGGCAGCUACCGCCAAGCAGCACAAAUUUGAAGAGCUAACGCCCGGCAAAAAAUACAAGAUGCAGAUCGUAACUGUCAGCGGAGGACUCUCUAGUAAGGCAGCCCAGGCUGAAGGCCGGACGGUCCCAGCAGCUGUCACCAACCUGAGGCUCACAGAGAACUCCACCAGACACCUGUCCUUCAGCUGGACCGCCUCGCAGGGCGAGCUCAGCUGGUACAACAUCUUUCUGUACAACCCGGACAGAACGCUUCAGGAAAGGGCUCAAGUUGACCCGCUGGUGCAGAGCUUCUCUUUCCAGAACUUGCUACAAGGCCGCAUGUACAAGAUGGUGAUUGUGACACACAGUGGGGAGCUGUCCAACGAGUCCUUUAUAUUCGGCAGAACAGUCCCAGCUGCCGUGAAUCAUCUCAGAGGAUCCAAUCGGAACAUGACAGACAGCCUUUGGUUCAGCUGGAGCCCGGCCUCCGGGGACUUUGACUUCUACGAGCUGAUUCUCUACAACCCCAAUGGCACGAAGAAGGAGAGCUGGAAGGACAAGGGCCUGACAGAGUGGCGCUUUCAAGGUCUCGUUCCUGGAAGGAAAUACACGCUGUGUGUGGUGACGCACAGUGGGGACCUCAGCAAUCAAGUCACAGGGGAGGGCAGAACAGCCCCAAGUCCCCCCAGUCUCUUGUCAUUUGCUGAUGUUGCGAACACUUCCUUGGCCAUCACCUGGAAGGGACCCCCAGACUGGACAGAUUACAACGACUUUGAGCUGCAGUGGCUCCCUGGAGAUGCGCUGACAGUCUUCAACCCCUACAGCAGCAGAAAGUCAGAAGGACGCAUUGUGUAUGGGCUUCGCCCAGGGAGGUCCUAUCAGUUCAGCGUCAAGACUGUCAGCGGAGAUUCCUGGAAAACCUACAGCAAACCAAUUUCUGGGUCUGUGAGGACAAAGCCAGACAAGAUACAAAACCUGCACUGCCGCCCUCAGAACUCGACGGCCAUUGCCUGUUCUUGGAUACCACCUGAUUCCGACUUUGAUGGCUAUAGCAUUGAAUGUCGAAAAAUGGAUACCCAAGAAAUUGAGUUUUCCAGAAAGCUAGAGAAAGAAAAAUCUCUCCUCAACAUCAUGAUGUUAGUGCCUCAUAAGAGGUACCUGGUGUCCAUCAAGGUGCAGUCGGCCGGGGUGACCAGUGAGGUGGUUGAAGAUAGCACCAUCACUAUGAUAGACCGCCCUCCUCCACCGCCUCCGCACAUCCGUGUGAAUGAAAAGGAUGUGCUGAUCAGCAAAUCUUCCAUCAACUUCACCGUCAACUGUAGCUGGUUCAGUGACACCAACGGAGCUGUGAAAUACUUCGCAGUGGUGGUGAGAGAGGCUGACGGCAUGGAUGAGCUAAGACCAGAACAACAGCACCCUCUCCCUUCCUACCUGGAAUACAGGCACAAUGCUUCCGUUCAUGUCUACCAGACCAAUUAUUUUGCCAGCAAAUGUGCUGAAAGUCCCGAGAGCAGUUCUAAGAGCUUUAACAUCAAGCUUGGAGGAGAGAUGGACAGCCUUGGCGGCAAAUGUGAUCCCAGUCAGCAACACUUCUGUGAUGGACCGCUGAAGCCACACACCGCCUACAGAAUCAGUAUCCGGGCUUUUACACAGCUAUUUGAUGAGGACUUGAAAGAGUUCACAAAACCUCUCUACUCAGAUACAUUUUUCUCCUUGCCCAUCACCACUGAGUCAGAGCCUCUGUUUGGAGUUAUUGAAGGUGUGAGUGCUGGCCUGUUUCUAAUUGGCAUGCUGGUGGCCCUUGUUGCCUUCUUCAUCUGCAGACAGAAAGUUAACCACGGCCGAGAAAGGCCAUCUGCCCGCCUGAGCAUUCGAAGGGACCGGCCUUUGUCUGUCCAUUUAAAUCUGGGCCAGAAAGGCAACCGGAAAACUUCUUGCCCCAUAAAGAUAAAUCAGUUUGAAGGACAUUUCAUGAAGCUCCAGGCUGACUCCAACUACCUUCUAUCCAAGGAAUAUGAGGACUUGAAAGACGUGGGUCGAAGCCAAUCAUGUGACAUUGCCCUCUUGCCUGAGAAUCGAGGGAAAAAUCGGUAUAACAACAUAUUGCCCUACGAUGCCUCAAGAGUGAAGCUGUCCAAUGUGGACGAUGACCCAUGCUCUGACUACAUCAAUGCCAGCUACAUCCCUGGUAACAACUUCAGAAGAGAGUAUAUCGCCACUCAGGGACCGCUUCCUGGCACAAAGGACGACUUCUGGAAAAUGGCGUGGGAACAAAACGUUCACAACAUCGUCAUGGUGACCCAGUGUGUCGAGAAAGGCCGAGUGAAGUGUGACCAUUACUGGCCAGCAGACCAAGACCCCCUCUACUAUGGGGACCUCAUCCUGCAGAUGGUCUCAGAGUCAGUGCUACCCGAGUGGACCAUCAGGGAAUUUAAGAUAUGCAGUGAAGACCAGUUGGACGCACACAGGCUCAUCCGCCACUUUCACUACACAGUGUGGCCAGACCAUGGGGUCCCAGAGACCACCCAGUCCCUGAUCCAGUUUGUGAGGACCGUCAGGGACUACAUCAACAGAAGCCAAGGGGCGGGGCCCACCGUGGUGCACUGCAGCGCUGGCGUGGGCAGAACAGGGACAUUUGUUGCCUUGGACCGGAUCCUCCAGCAGUUGGACUCCAAGGAUGCUGUGGACAUUUACGGAGCAGUGCACGACCUUAGACUACACAGGGUCCACAUGGUCCAGACGGAGUGUCAGUACAUAUAUUUGCAUCAGUGCGUGAGAGAUGUCCUCAGAGCGAGGAAACUGCGGAACGAACAAGAAAACCCCCUAUUUCCCAUCUAUGAAAAUGUGAAUCCAGAAUAUCACAGAGAUCCAAUCUACUAGAGACGUUAAGAACACACCUGAAGAUCCCCUGGAUAAAAGUUUUUCACUGUGUGACUUUUAAAAAGGAAACCUUGCUUCAUGCCCUGCAAAGGUGCCAGCUAUUUCUGUUGAUACUAUGUAUAAUUUAUUAAUCUGGAGAAUGUUAAAGAAUUUAUGUAAUUUAAAGGUAACAGAUAUUAUUGUAUAUACUUGUAUUUUGUAGUUUCUUCUGUAAAUAUGUAUUUUUCAUAAUGUUUAAAAUUAAGCUUUAUAUAAUACUAUUUUUUGCACACUAAAGUGUCCAUGGCUUGUUCUGCAUAAACCAAUCCCACCUAUACGACAGGACCACUGGUGAAAUGUGUGCCGAGGAAGUUGCAAGGACAAUCCUGGGGCUGUUUCUUGCCUAUCUCGAUAUUCACUGGGUAAACCAAAGUCAGAGCUGGAGAGAGCAUACCAGAAGCCCAGCUUUGCUGAGCUGCUUUUUUACGAAGGAACCUCAGGACCUAAAGAGUGUAACAGUCAAAGAAAGAUCAGGGCAAUGGCUACACCUCUGUGGUAGACCAUAUGCCAAGAAAUUAAAAAUUGAUAAAUAAAGGAUUAGACAGCACCAAAGCUGAGCUAGGUGUUGUCUAAACUAGAAGCUUUUUAGCUGACUCCUCCCAGAAUUACAAGCCAUGGUCACUCAAGGGCAUUGAAACUUGCAGUGACUGAAGAGUUGAAGGUUCUGAUAGCGAAUGAUCUAAGAAAUGUGAGGUGUACCUUGUGACAAUAAUGCCACCUGUACCUCUGAUGGAACCUCAAGCACAAAGCAGGCUGCAUGCCUGCAGCAGCCACACUUGCUUUUCCUUUGGAAAGAGCUACAGUGGUAGGUGAUGUUCCUGAUCAAAGAAAGCACCGUAUACCAACACAUUCAUAGAAAUAGCUACAAUAUCACCUAUAGAAUUAAACAAUGGUAAACAAACAAACAAACAAACAAACAAACAAACCAACAAACCCCGGCUGUCCUUAGUCGAAAAAUCCAUCCGAAGAUCUUUUUUAAAUAAGUCAAUGCAGUUAAAAUGUUGUCUAGUACACUCACCUGAAGCUUCGUUUAAUAUGAAUGACACCACACACACACACACACACACACACACACACACACACACACACACGACCUACCAAGUUUACCUUUAAGACCCGUGCUUUAUUUUGGAUAUUAAUAAUUCCAGUGAAUCAGAAAGUGGAUGUUGACCAAAUCAAGACUCGAUUCAAAGAUGUUUCCUGAGGAAGGUAUGGAAAGAGCACUGUGGUCGCCUGAGUGACAAGUCACAUUUGUUAACUUCAGGAAUUCAUGGGCAGAGACACCACGUUUCUCUCCAACGUUUGCGUUUUUGCUGUGUCUCAUAAAUUCCAACAGUAAAACGGAUAUAAUUGGUAUAGCAAUUGAAAAUCUUUAACUAUAUAGCUAAGGUCAUUGUAACCUUAGUUUGUGAAUAUAUUGUGAUAUUCAUAAAAUUACAUAACUCCACAGCCAACCUGGACAUUUUUUUCUGGUGUAUCUGAAGCUCAUAGAAACAGAGGAGCAGCAACUAAGGACCCCCCCGCCGUCCCCCCCGUCCCCCCUCCCCGGUCAGCACUCAGAGCCCUCACAGUGUCACUGUGCUCUGUGUGAAGACUGACGCUAUGAGGCUCUGGUCCUGUGUCCAGAGACGCAUCAAAUGUUUUGAUCAUUUGAUCAGGAGAAAGAGGAAGAGAGGUAUAAGCAUGGGGACAGGCAACGAGAGAGAACAUAGAGGUCAGACAUGGUUUUGCUGUGGUGUCUGUUAGGAAUCAUGUUUCUUAGAGGAAAAAGAAAAGGCUAGGCUCAGGGAGCAGCCAUGAGGUCGCACGCUUGUGUGUCCACUUCCCCCUCCUCCUGAGAAGAGGAAAACAACAGAGCUGUAAAGUCAUGUAGCUCGGAACAAAGCAUGUUGAUAACCUGGAAAGAGAAGUUCAUUUUCAUCUUGAGAGAAGUUCCAGCAAGGGCCUGCCUAGAUGGGCUAGCACUGUUCCAAAAUCUUUGUCCACAAGGAGAAUGCACAAUGGCAAUGAGAGUAGCGCUCUCUCUCUCUCUCUCCCUCUCUCUCUCUCUCUCCCUCCCUCCCCCCCCCCCCCCCAGUUGUAAUACAAAUCUAGUUGAUCUACUCAUGGAAUUCAGCAGAGAGCAGGGAACUGUAGGGUAGAAUGCUUGCUUGGCAUGUGGGGAGGCCCUCGAUUUAGUCUCAGGAGCCACAAAAUAGGUAAGGAGAGAAAAAAAAGAAAGGUUUCUUUGCCAUUUGCUCCAUAGGAUGCAUCCGCAUUUAAUUGCAUCAGGAGGCUGUGCCUUGGUAAACACUCCACUUCCUGCCUUGGGGAGCACCCUGUCUGCACCUGAGUGCCUCUCUUUAAUCAUCAAGGCUUCAAAGUACUUCAAGGCCAUCAAACCUUAAGAGAGUCUGUUUUGCAUCUGAAUAAUUAUUUACCCAGGUUCCUUAUAAUUAACUCCUUUAAUCUCUUCACAUUAAAUCAAUUUCACAUUAUCAUUCUGCUUUUCUCUGGAAAGCUUCCAAGUUUUUCCACCCCUGAAUCAGAUUUUCGCAGAUGCAUCUCCCUGUCUGGGCUCUCAAAUGUUCCUGAGGAAUUCCCCCCCCCCCUUCAGUGCUGGGGUCUCACGUUGCUUGCUGAUUCUUCCUAUUGGACAGUUCAGUUGGAUAGGAUCCUAUCUUCUCUUCAUCUCAUCUCCUUUCACCCAUGGCUAACAUUCCAUACUCUCAACAUUACAGAUCAAGACCUAAUUUUUCAGCAUGAAAACGGGAGCAAUACAGCAACAUGGGGUCAUAUAUAUUUAGGAGGCUCUGUAAUUAAUUUUGUUAUUAUUUCUUGGAAGAAAGCCCAAAAUGAUAUGAGAAAAUAACGUGAAGUGGUUCAACAGAUGUCCAGCAAUACAAAAAUAGGGUUGCAUGUCAUACUUCACACUGCUUCUCUUAUCUUGGUGUUAAGGCUCUAACAUAUUAUGCUGAACCGAUCCCUUUGGAAAAAAAAGAUCUGCCAUGUCUAAAUCCUUGGUCAGUUAGUUUAUGGUAUUUUGGAAGGUUGAAUUCUGAAGUCACUAGAUCUAUAUAUUUGCCUUGGAGUCCCAGCCAUAGAACACUCUAAAAUUUUUGUUCACACAAGCUGCCCAGACCAGACCUGACCAUGCCACACUGAAUAGGUAAUAAGUAAUAGGCUGUGUGGUUUAAGAAACAGUUGAGAGGUUUGUUCACAGAACACUUCACAGCAAAGGAAACUUUAGACCAUGACUGCAGAGAGGAAGUAAAAUGACACAAAGAAAGGAAACUAUUGGAGAAGAGCUCACCAAAGCAGACGCCAGGAAGACAGAAUGGUAGGAUGGUGUGUCUUCCUUCCUUCCUUCCUUCCUUCCUUCCUUCCUUCCUUCCUUCCUUCCUUCCUUCCUUCCUCCUUUCUUGGUUCUCUUAAAAUCUCAUCAUGUAUUUCUAUUAGGACAGAUGGACUGAGCAUCCCUAAUCCCCAAAUCUGAAACUCAAAAUGCUCCAAAGUCCAAGGCUCUUUUUGAGUCCUGACAUGGAGCAGUGCUAAGUUCUACAGCCCCGUGUGAUGUCUCAGUCAGACACAAGCACAUUAAAAACCACCAUAUAAACUUAACAUCAGCUUUCUGUGCAGGGUACACAAGGGACAGAAAUGAACACAUUAGAUACACACUCAAGAUUCAUAUUAUAUUUAUUCAAAAAUUCCGAAUUUAUUUUAAAAUCAAACAGAUUCUGAUCGCAACAUUUCAGGUAAAGGCUCUCCGACCUGUGUUACUAUUGUUGGGAUUCACUGUGACUAUGCCGGUCGGAUGAUCUCGCUGAUUCAACCAUUGAACUGGUUUUUUAAUUACCCAUGUGUGUGACUAAGUUUACAUGGUUUGUCAUUGUGGACAGAGCACCUUAUAGUCUUACAGUGCAGGUUAAGUUUGAGAGUGUUUGGCCAUUUCAGUUGAAAUUCAGGGUGACAUUCGAUGCCGCCAUGAUAACAGUAAAAAAUCUGUUCUCUUCUAAAAAUGUGUGUAGCAGUGAAAACACUUCUGGCUGGAAAAAUACUUGACUUGUAGGGAAGCUUCCUUGGAUUAAAUGUAUGCAUUUUUAUUCUUUUAAGGAUUGUCUAUAUAGAUAAAUUCAUUAAGUAAGAAAAUUGUUGGUGAUGCUUCCCUAAAUGGAAGUUUAUGUAAUGGAAAUAAAAGAUCUAUUAAAAGAUUUACCAAAGAUUAUUUUUUAACCUAUAUGCCAGUGCACAUGAUUAUUAUAUAAGACACCAAAGAAAGUUGUUCAAAACUGUAAAUAGUGUCAGAUAAAUGUAAUGUAUCCCUUCUUAGAAUAGUCACAAGAAGGAUUUGUUUGGGCUGUUUUCUGCCUCAAGUAAUAUUCUUUAAGAAGCACCCUCUUUGCCCCAACACCAAGCUCAGAAAUAUGUCUGAGACAUAUUUCAAUAGCUACAUGUGUAAAUAUGCAUCACACUGAGAAGGGAGUGUGUGCGGUUGUGGCCUUAGCACUUUAGUGGAGAUGACCAGCCUCCAUCUGGCAGUUUGUGGGAAGGUCUACAACUGGGGUUCAGAGUCUUCUGGUCUCAGCCACACUGACAAGAGAGGGCACCAAUGCCCCCACUAAAGAACUCUUUGUUGCUCGUGAGGCUCAGUUCUCCAAGAACAAAGAGCAAGCCUCCCUGCUAAACUGCCAGCAUAUUGACCAUAGUUCACAGCUCACGUACCCUGCAUUCUCGGUGUAGGGUGGAAGUUACUUCCGGCUGUGUGCUUUGGCUGUUAGAUCGUGCCUACUAUUUCUAAAGUCUACAAAGGUGCACUUAGCUGCUCCAUCAUCUGUGUGAAGCAUAAAACAUAAUGUAAAUAAACCCAACAACUGAACUUAUUAUGUUCUAUAAUAGAGCAUCCUCGUGGUUUUAAAAUCAUUUACAUGUUCUCUGCAAAUCUAGUAAAAUGGCAGCAAAUCUAUUUUUUCAUACUGCUGCAUCUAUCUACACUAUUAUAUUUGUAACCAAUAUUGUCUGAACAAAGAGCCUCAUCAGUCUUUCUAUUUAAUAAUGUAUGUGCUUAAUAUAUUUUUCAGAUUUGUAAUUGUGGUUAAAAGAAAGCUAUAUGGAAUCUGUACAAACCCCCACCAAUGUAGGAAUAAAACUGCUGCUCGUUAAAAGAGA
Messenger RNA from Psammomys obesus (fat sand rat), 11823 nucleotides. RefSeq names its product protein tyrosine phosphatase receptor type B (gene Ptprb). Bases 1 to 6639 code for a protein of 2212 amino acids. The transcript is spliced from 34 exons. Gene Ontology annotation, molecular function: cadherin binding; protein tyrosine phosphatase activity. Gene Ontology annotation, biological process: protein dephosphorylation; angiogenesis. The record is from RefSeq and is a predicted model, not a curated record. Lineage: Eukaryota; Metazoa; Chordata; Mammalia; Rodentia; Muridae.